Messenger RNA from Tribolium castaneum (red flour beetle), 1633 nucleotides. RefSeq names its product differentially expressed in FDCP 8 homolog (gene DEF8). The record is from RefSeq and is a predicted model, not a curated record. Lineage: Eukaryota; Metazoa; Arthropoda; Insecta; Coleoptera; Tenebrionidae. The transcript is spliced from 6 exons. The coding region runs from base 173 to 1504 and encodes 443 amino acids.
UAUUGUUAUACAGUUGUUGCAAAACACAAAAGAACAAAAUUGGAGGCAUAUCUGAGGUUAUGCGGACCUAACCUCACAAAUCCAAAGUUGUCAAACAAGUCACAAGUCAUCAACCUGUUUAAUCUGAACAUUAAUUAUCUUAACAUAUUCGCAUUAAAAUAAUAUGUAAACAAUGUGCGAAGUAGGGGAAAACAGCAGAAUUUUAGCCUCAACGCCGUCGUCUACAACGUCGGGUUGUUUAUCGAAUGACGAAGGUUCAGACGAUAGGCUCCUGCCUUCAAGUCUAGCGGCGGAAGAGUUGCAAUUGGCUUUAAACAAGGAAGCCACAGAGGAAGAGUUGUUAAAGGCUAUCACGCGAUGUAAGGACUUGGUUUUGGAGAGCAAUCAGUGUUCAUUGGAACGCAAGUGGCUCGUGAGGCACCUCAUAGAACUACGUUUGAGGCUACAAGAAUGUAGGGAAGCGAUGGAGGAUCCACUACAUCCACGGAAUAAAAGCAGUGGUGUGUCGAGGAGAACAGUGCGAGGGCACCAUUUAAACUUGCAGCCACUUCUGAGUACUUCCACAAAGUAUUGUGAUCAUUGUACUGGCACAAUUUGGAGUUUGGUGCAAGCUUGGUAUGAGUGUGAGGACUGUGGUUAUGCGUGUCAUUAUAAAUGCAUAUCGCAAAUAAUAAGAGAAUGUGCUCAUGUCGUUGCCAGUGAAAGGGGAGGAUAUGAGUUGGAAAUUUGCCCAGAAGAAGGUUUAUCAGCUCAAAAGUAUCUGUGCGCCGAGUGCCAGUCACCUCUCCCCAUAACUGCUCCAAAAGGAAUAAGCUGUCUCGGUAGAUUACUCUUUCCAGACAAAGACUGGUCCGAAGCCCGCAAAUGCGACUACUCCGGCCUUUACUACUGCACGGCCUGCCACUGGGGCAGCUCAGCCGUGGUCCCCGCCCGCGUGGUGCACAACUGGGACCUCGCCCCCCAGCCCGUGUGCCAGGCAAGUCUGCAGCAACUCCGCGUAACAGCAAAUCGCCCGCUUUUAAAUUUAGAAAAACUGAACCCACGCUUAUUUUCGCUCGUCCAUGAGCUGAGUUUAGUGCGCCGUUUGCGGCAAGAAUUACACGGAAUGAGGAAAUAUCUCUCAGUUUGUCGAAACGCUAAUGAAGACCAUUUGUUGUGGAAACACGUGGAUGUGCCGCAUUUAAUUGAAACGCCAGAACUGUACAGCUUGCAGGACCUGGUGGAUACGCAUUCAGGGGAGCUGCCGACGAAACUUCACACAAUCAUCGAUGUGUUUAGUAAACAUAUCAAGGUGAAGUGUGAGGUUUGUCGGGGGAGAGGACAUUUGUGCGAGAUUUGCUCAAAUGACGAAGUUUUGUUUCCUUUCGAUGCCGCGGCUGUGAUUUGCUCGGAGUGUAAUGCCGUCCUGCAUAAGAGCUGUUUUGGGCGGAAGAGUAAGUGCCCAAAGUGUCUGCGGUUGCAACAACGGAAGGAGCAGCAAUUAGGGGAUCAGAGUGAAGAAUGACUGUGAUAUAGCCGUGUUUUUUCUUUUACGCACAAGAGAUAACCCUAUCAGUAUAAAAUUAUAUCCAUGUUUGUUUCAAGCUUUUAUAAUACGUAUGUAUUUAUUUAAAUAAUAAACUAUUGUUACUUA